Messenger RNA from Talaromyces amestolkiae, 1818 nucleotides. RefSeq lists its product as uncharacterized. The transcript has a single exon. Bases 1 to 1818 code for a protein of 605 amino acids. NCBI's taxonomy places the organism in Eukaryota, Fungi, Ascomycota, Eurotiomycetes, Eurotiales, Trichocomaceae. The record is from RefSeq and is a predicted model, not a curated record.
AUGAACUCCUUGAUCAGAGGCUGGAUCCUACUACUUUCUAUUCUUAUCACUGAAGCUGCUGCUCAGAAUUGCGUCCUCAAUGUGCCCGCCAAUCCACUAAGCGCUCGAGGAUUGGCGACGCCGUAUACCGUCACUGGCUGCAACCAGAUCGAUUUCUCGAAUCAAGGAUCGUUUGUCGAAGCAGUCAUCUUUGACCCCGCGACCAACAAUCUGUCGGUUUACAAUCCCUUGGUUGUGAACAAAGGAGCUGUUGCGGGAAAAGACUUUAUCAAGCCCGUACCCGUUAAUGUUCCCCGGGGGUCUACAGUGGGAAUCUGGUUUGGCACCAAUGCCGUUAGCUUAACUCUAGCCGGAGAUACACGUGGAUGUGUGAACGGUCUCGGGGGUUCGAUCUUUGGUCAGUUCGCACACUGUAAUGGAGACGUCUUUAUGAAGACAGCAGAGGCCGCAGUAGCUGCCGGGAAAUUAAAGAUUGCAUCUCCGGGAACAGCUGCUAAUGGAGGAGCCGAAUGCCCCACGGUUCGAGAUUUUCGAGUGGUGGACAUGGAUCAAUCGGACAAUGUGGACUCGACGUAUCUUUUGAUCAAUGGGAAAGUUCUCGCUCAAAACACUCCGGCAAACAAAAAAGCAAACCCCACUGCAGAGGAAUUGACUAAUGGGUCCGAUAAUGCAUUGAUCAACGAUUUCAUUGCUCCAGCUUUGGGAUGCACGCCGCUAACGUCUCCAUCGCUCACAUCUCCAUCUGGUCAAAGUGGCUCCCUUGCUACCAACGAGCUGCAAGCGAAUUUCUUUCCUCCUGCCGCCGGACCGGCUCUCGUCCCUUUGAACGACGAUUUCACUGUCAUCAACAGCAAUAAUCAAAUUACCCAAUCCUUGCAAAAGACCAACCUCUACCGUGCGGGUGUGGGUCAGCCCCUGGCGUUGAAUACAGCCAAUGCCUCCGGCACUACAUACUGCAAGCAAUACGCAUCGUCUGGUAUUUUUAUUGCGCAGAAUCAGGCUUUGUUCACCGGCCAGACAAGCCCAGCGACGAACGUGGCUAACAAUCUCUUCACUUUCAUGGCCCAACGGUUCUCCCAGUCAUUCGGCCCCGUGCCCGCCUUGGGCUGUCAGACUAUCUUCGGAGUCGAUAAUCCAGUCACUCUGACAACUGAUGGUAACGGAAUCGUUACCAACGCAAAGAUCAAUACUGCAGUUCUCUCUUCCAUCCUGGCGGGACAGAUCAAGCCCACUAACGUGGCGGCUACAGCUACCACCACCUCGACCUCGAUCAGCACUGCGCAAGCAACACAGGCUCACGGCCGUGGUACGAACCAGCAAAAGCAUAAAGGCCACAAUAAUGUCGUUGCGAAUCAAGUGGGUGGUACGGCGCCAUCGGUUGCUCCAGACCCUGUAGCCGCGUCUCAAGCGGGCGUCUCGUCAUCGAGUGCAAUUCCGACAGCUACGCCACAACAGCAAGCAGCGGGAGGCUCAUCUACUGUGCCAGAAUCGAAAUCUACUGCAAUUGAUUCUAUUUCAUCUGUGAUAGCUACUUCAUCCGCAAUCACAUCGGCUACUUCUACAUUGAAAGUGCAAGCAACAGCAACAGCCUCUCAAACCAACAAAACAACCAGUAAACAAGCUCCCACUACAUCAUCUGCUUCAAAUACUGUCGGUACCACUCUAACAACGGCCACACGGGCUCCUAAAAGUACUACGACGACCACACGGGCUUCAAAAUCAUCAGUCUCUUCUACUUCGUCUUCUGCUUCUUCUGCUAUCAUUGGAUCGCACAAGCACGGCCGGAGACAUGCUCGUUCAUUCCCUACCGAUAAAUAG